Molecule: messenger RNA, 1538 nt
Organism: Girardinichthys multiradiatus
Lineage: Eukaryota; Metazoa; Chordata; Actinopteri; Cyprinodontiformes; Goodeidae
Gene: eif1axb
Product: eukaryotic translation initiation factor 1A X-linked b
Exons: 7
Coding region: 193-627 (144 amino acids)
Biological process (GO): translational initiation
Cellular component (GO): cytoplasm
Molecular function (GO): RNA binding; translation initiation factor activity
Source: RefSeq, a predicted model, not a curated record
ACGGUUUCAAUAAAGCUCUGCAGUUUUGAACGGGCUGUUCUGCGCUUGCGCACAGACACAGUCUAAACGCUAAGCAGAUAGCUUCUGGUUGCGUCCAGUUCAGUUGAAGUCUGACCCUUAUUGACGUUUGUAAACAGCUACCAGCCAUCAGUCGUACCGAGCGGGGUUAAACCGAACCUGGUUUGAAGGAAUAUGCCCAAAAAUAAAGGUAAGGGAGGAAAGAACCGGCGACGUGGAAAGAACGAGAAUGAGUCUGAGAAGAGAGAGCUGGUGUUCAAAGAGGACGGUCAGGAGUACGCUCAGGUGAUUAAGAUGUUGGGGAAUGGCCGCCUGGAGGCCAUGUGCUUCGACGGAACCAAGCGGCUCUGUCACAUCAGAGGAAAGCUCCGGAAAAAGGUUUGGAUAAACACGUCGGACAUCAUCCUGGUGGGCCUGAGGGAUUACCAGGAUAACAAGGCCGACGUGAUCCUGAAGUACAACGCAGACGAGGCUCGGAGUUUGAAAGCUUACGGAGAGCUUCCAGAACACGCUAAAAUCAACGAGACGGACACCUUCGGACCCGGAGACGACGACGAGAUCCAGUUCGAUGACAUCGGUGACGAUGAUGAAGAUAUCGAUGAUAUCUAAAGAGCUGCGGCUGACUGGGAGCGGCAGGAUUUUACCACAGAUGAUCCGAUUGGGAUAUUUUGAGCCGAUUCUGCAGAUCCAUCUUUUUUUUUUUUUUUUUUUCUGUUAUUAAAGAUGACCUUGUGACAGUCCAAAUCAGUUUAUUAAUGUUCUCUAUAGUUAUUCCAGUUUGCAUUUCUCUGAGAAUCAUCAGUACUUCGGUUCUGGUUCUGAAAGAAAAUGAGACACUGCGGCAGGAUGGCGGACCUUCUCCAACCUUCACGGAGGAUCUGAGGCUCGUUGCAGCUCCACAGUUCGGCUUAAAUAUCUCAAACAUUUUGAUCUUUUGUCUCUUCAUCUGAUUCCAGUUUUUCCAGAAUCUCUCCAAACACGCCGUCUUUUUAAAAUGUAUUUAUCAUAGAUUUCACACCAUGUGGGAUUUAGAAACUGAACCGGAUCUCUUGGUUCUCCAGUAAAGUGCUGAGGCGUUUUCCUGCAGGAAGGUGAUGGAUAACGCUGCAUGUUCUGAGCGUUACGUGAAGAACUGUUUGUUUUGGACUGAACCAUGGCUAAAUGAAGGCAACCCCUCGUCAAAGACUGCAUCACAUGUUGCUCUCCUGUCGUUUCCCUCAUUUGUGUUUUUCUGUUUUGAACUCGCGGUGAAACUCGGCCCGGCGGCUCGUUAGACCAGCGGUUCCCAACGUUCCCACUCCACACAGUAGGACCUCCUAUCAAAGCUAUCUUUUACACAUCUAUAAGAGUCAGAUUAUAUCUAAACAUAUAGCAGAUAUUUUUAGUUCUCUCUGGAAGCCUGCCUCUUACCGUCUUGUUUGGGAACCUCAGCUCUAUCCCACAUGGAUGUCGUUGGUCUGAAUGGAGAUGUUCUUUGAUGUUUGACGGCUGGGUUUCCAAUAAAGAUCUUGACUCCUCUG